Diaporthe batatas is the source of this 3437-nucleotide messenger RNA. Its product is annotated as serine/threonine protein kinase PRR1. The record is from RefSeq and is a predicted model, not a curated record. Gene Ontology annotation, biological process: intracellular signal transduction; protein phosphorylation. Gene Ontology annotation, cellular component: cytoplasm. NCBI's taxonomy places the organism in Eukaryota, Fungi, Ascomycota, Sordariomycetes, Diaporthales, Diaporthaceae. The coding region runs from base 633 to 2906 and encodes 757 amino acids. The transcript is spliced from 2 exons. Gene Ontology annotation, molecular function: protein serine/threonine kinase activity; ATP binding.
UUCCACUUUACCCUCGUCGCCCAACACCCAACUCACUCAACAAGACUUGGUUCAUUCACUCCUCACACUCCACACACACUCCUCCCCACUGUGCCUGACAUGAACACAUCGACACCAACACCGACACCAACGCCAACAAGCUGACCAGACAAGACCAGCCCAGCCCACCACCACCACCGCCACUACCGUCUGUCUCCCUGUGCAAGGGACUCGGGCCUUCCCACCACCACCACCGCCGUGUCCGGCCGGCCCACCCUCUCGGGACACUCUACCGGUUCCCACUUGUUACUCGUCCAGGCUGCCCAGCCCCGACCGACUUCCGAAGUCCAAAAAUCCACGAGGCCGCUGGUAGUCUGUACACGCCGUCGCCUCAGAGUCCGUGCAGCCAAAGAAGCUCACUUGGCUUGCUGCCAGUCGUCAUCGUACCUAUCCGCCCGCCCUUUACCUUAUCCUCUCCCUUAGGACCGGCGCCAUCGCGCCCGUUUCUGUCGGCUCACUGAAACCCCCUCGCCCGCGCGCCCGCGCCCGCGCCCGCUUCCCUUCCUCUCACACUCCCGCACAGUCACCGUCCCUUCUCAACCCGCGGUCCCGUCCCGACUCGACUCGACUCGACUCGACACACUCCCAGAGCCAUGUCAUCGAGGGAUCCCAAGCCCCUGCACCCUGACUCCGGAGCCGCACCUUCAAUUCACGUCGAUCCAAAGGCCCAGAACCAUGCCUUCUCCUCUCAACCUCAACUAUCUGCCUUUGGAACCGACUCCCGCUCCUUGACCCCCUCGCAUUCGCCAGCAGACGCCGCCGCCCAUGAAUUUAAACUUCGAAACAGCCGCAAUGCCAUGCUGAACUCUGACAUUGGCUCGAUCCAUUUCCCCUCAGAACCCUACGACCCUUCUGCCUUCUCCGUGCAAAACCUCGCGCCGACGAGUCUACCAGAAAAUCCGUCAAAAUCCCUCCCUCCCUUUCCAACUGUGAACCUGCCCUCCGGAGACUCGGGCCCACCACCGGUCGACUCGGAUUUUCAACAUCAGCCCGACCAUCCAUCCUCCUCCGGUUCCACCAACCCACUUCGAAUACAUACAGACCUCCACUCAAAUUCAGUGCCCAGAACUGACGUCUCCCACGGUGCCUCGUCAACCCACCGCGGCCCGGAGCGGUCGAACCCGCCUACCUUCGUACCCUUGCCUCGCAAGUCGUCUCCGCCCGGCCUCAAACCAGUAUCGCGGACUCCCAGCUUCAAGUCUGCCGCCUUCGGCCGCGGCUUUGGCUCUGCCACCAGCUCUAGAGUCUCGAGCCCUGUUAUAACCGCUAUGGGCGAUCUGACACCUCUGCCGUCCCCACUGCUCUCUGGCGACUCACCUGGACCUUGGAAGCGUCUCAACGCCCGACCACCUUCGAGGGAACUCGCCCAGCCGGCGCCUACCACAAUGCCCGAAUCAGUGCUCGUGUCGAAAAAUGGCGAAUCAAUAGCUGCCGCCAUGGCACACCAGGCCCAGCGAAAGGCUCUUUCGGGCGCAGAGAAGAUUUCGGGGGAGGACUCGGCUAGUAGCUCGGAGAAAGAUGCCCCGGCCAAGGCCAAAAUACACACGCGCAACAGGAGCGUGAGCGAAUACCACCCGGACUCACUAAACAUUCCAAAGCGCAUGGUGACCGUCUCCGGAUCGCAUGUGGCCAAGCCAAACAACACGCCCAUGCGACGGGAAGCCAAUCUUUCAGAGGUUCGAGGUUUGACGCCAAUAGAAAAGCCCCCGAGUCCGCCGCCGAGCGAAUGCUCAGUCACAGCUGCAGAUAUCUCCGCGACGCCUGUCAAGGAAAGUACGCGAUACGAGUACUUCGACGCCCAAGGGCGCAAAGACGGCAAGCUCCGGAGAUGGAGGGCUGUCAAGUCAUUAGGCCAAGGCACGUUCAGUCGAGUUGUACUGGCGACUAGUCAAUUGGCCCCAACAGAGGAGGAAGUCGAGCUGGAAAGCAGGGCAGACACCGGCCUUAUGACCCCUGAGCCACCCUCAAGUCUUGAUCGAAAGUCACUUGUUGCUGUCAAAGUCUGUGAGCACGGCCCGAAAGGAGGGGCCUCCGAAGACCGAGUCGAAAUGAGCUUGAAGCGUGAAUUGGAGAUCAUGCAGAGCAUACAUCACCCGUGCCUUGUGGAUCUGAAAGCAUUCAGCAUCGAGCCAACCCGAGCGAUCCUGGUCCUCAGCUAUUGUAUUGGUGGCGAUCUGUUCGACGUAGCAACACGGCACCGAUCACUACUUGUACCCUCGCUCCUGCGACGCAUCUUCUCCGAGCUUGUCGGUGCGGUCCGUUACCUGCACGAGAGACACAUCGUGCACCGUGACAUCAAGCUCGAGAAUGUGCUUGUCAACCUCACCCCGCAAGAGCUCUCGGACCGGACCGUCGACUGGCAGCACUACCCGUACAGUGUGAUUACUCUGACCGACCUCGGCUUGUCACGGAGAGUUGCAGAUGACGAAAAGCUCACAACCCGUUGCGGCAGCGAAGACUAUGCCGCCCCCGAGGUCAUAAUGGGCCUACAAUACAACGGUCACGCGACUGAUGCCUGGUCACUGGGCGUGCUUCUCUACGCCCUGCUCGAGAGCAGAUUACCUUUCGACCCACCUCCAGGAAUGAGUGACGCGCUUCGCAUGCGCAGUCGUACAAGUCACCGGAUCGCCCGUGUGGAGUGGCAAUGGAUCAGGUAUGCCGGGCCUGACGGUGACCACGAGGGCGAUAUUCAGGCGUUUGAUAAGGAAGGACUGCUGGGAGCGAUGGAGGUCACAGAGGGCCUACUACAACGAUCCCGGAGCCGAUGGUCGCUCGAGAAAGUGGCCGAGAUGCCGUGGGUGAAGGCAGGCAUCGCUGUCGAGGGCGGCAUCAAGUUCAGGGAAGAGAAGGAGGGCAAGAUUGUAUGACAUUUGUGAGGAGAUGAGUCCUCAUCUGUCGUAUGGUGGAACGGAGGCCAUCGAGGCAUCGAAUCCGACCUCCCCCCCUGGAUCGCUUCCGCAAAGGGCCAUGGCGUUUGAAUACAGAUAUCCAUUGCUCUACGCGGGACGAAGGCUCGACAAUUUCUACGACGGACAGCACAAGAGAAGGGUAGGAGUCAGAACAGAGUUUGCAGGAAGAGAGGAGCAGGGACUGGCCAAGCUUACCCACCUUCGUUUCUCCCAAGACGUGUUGCUUCUUAGAACCUUUUUUUGAAUUAGAAAGUCAGAAUAGGGGGAAAGUUGCCUAUCUAAAAAAAGAAAAAAAAAAUAUCGAGAUGCCUCAACGAAGGUCUUCUGCGUGUAUCAGAUAAUUGUUUUGCUUCAUGUGGUUUUUCUACAACUUCUGUACACUUUGGAUCAGGAAAUGGGAAGGGAAAAUCGGUGUUCUUGAUCGGGCCAAGCGAUGGUGUCGGCGUCUUUGAUGCUCAGUCAGCUCAAUUUCAUUCUUUUUGAGGUGUC